AUGAAACCAGCUCUUGGAGAUGUUGGUAAAGUAGUGAGGUGCAUAGAGAGGGAGAGACAAGCUCUCCUUCAGUUUAAAGAAGGACUCAUUGAUGAUUAUGGCGUCCUCUCUUCUUGGGGGAACUCAUCAACUGAAGACUGCUGCAAAUGGAGAGGAGUCCAAUGUAGCAACCGCACUGGUCAUGUGAAGGCGCUCAAUCUUCACGUUCCCUCAUACAUUUAUCAGCCUUUGAGAGGUAAGAUUAGUCCUUCUUUGCUUGAAUUGCAGCAUUUGAAGUAUUUGGACCUCAGUAACAACAAUUUUACAGGGAGCCAUAUCCCAGAAUUCAUUGGUUCCUUUAGCAGAUUACAAUACCUCGAUCUUUCAGUUGAUGAUUUUGAGGGUACGAUUCCUAAUCAGUUUGGGAAUCUUUCCGAAUUGCGUUCUCUUGAUUUGGGCUAUAAUUAUGAACUGAGUGUAAAAAGUUAUCUCCAUGGAAUCAUUUCACCCCAACUUCCAUUGACAAAUUCUUCUGCAUUGUCUCUUGCUGUCCUUGAUCUCUCUUCCAAUUAUUUCAAUUCUUCAAUAUACAGUUGGUUGUUCAAUUUCAAUACUAGUCUUGUUCAUGUAGACCUUUCUGAAAACAAUUUACAAGGUCUGAUCCCUGAUUCUUUCCGAAACUUGAAUUCCCUUGCCUAUCUUCAUCUCUCUUACAAUCAACUUGAAGGUGGGAUUCCAAAAUCCAUUGGGAACUGUACUAGUUUACAAACAUUGAAUUUGGGUUGGAAUCAACUUUCAUCUUUACCAGAUUUAACCAGAUUAUCUUCAUUGAGAGUGUUGGAUCUUUCAAACAAUCGAUUGACUGGAUCACUACCCAAAAAUAUUGGCCAACUUUUCAUGCUUGAAAUUUUGGACGUCUCGUCAAAUUCUUUACAAGGUACAAUCUCCGAAACCCACCUCUCAAAUCUCAACAACUUGAAGCAUUUGGGCUUGUCUGAUAACUCCCUAUCUUUAGACUUCAGUUCUGAUUGGAAUCCUCCUUCUCAACUCGAUGUCAUAAACUUGCGGUCUUGCCUGUUGGGCCCUCGUUUCCCAAACUGGCUUCUAACUCAAAACAAUUACUCUCACCUUGAUAUCUCUAAUUCUGGAAUUUCAGAUAUUGUCCCUAGGGAGUUUUGGAAUUUAUCUCCUAUACUGUCUUACAUAAAUCUCUCUUCCAACCACAUGAAUGGCAUGGUGCCUGAUUUGACGUCAUUGAAGACAGUUUUUUAUCCUGAAAUAGAUUUGAGCUAUAAUCGUUUUGAAUGUCAAAUGCCACUAUCUCCUCCCAACAUCACAGCUUUGAAUCUCUCUAAAAAUAUGUUUUUUGGGUCAGUUUCUUUUUUAUGCAGCAUAUCCAAUAAGCUUCUCAGCUUUAUUGACUAUCAGAUAAUCGAUUAUCAGGGGAGCUUCCUGAUUGCUGGAUGCAUAUGCAUGAAUUAG
Molecule: messenger RNA, 1461 nt
Organism: Cornus florida
Lineage: Eukaryota; Viridiplantae; Streptophyta; Magnoliopsida; Cornales; Cornaceae
Product: receptor-like protein EIX1
Exons: 1
Coding region: 1-1461 (486 amino acids)
Molecular function (GO): protein binding
Source: RefSeq, a predicted model, not a curated record